This is a messenger RNA of Chara braunii, 4792 nucleotides long. The record is from the annotation of a GenBank genome assembly. NCBI's taxonomy places the organism in Eukaryota, Viridiplantae, Streptophyta, Charophyceae, Charales, Characeae.
GCCCCCAACCUGGUCUAUGUUGUUGCGUUCACCACGUCAGCAGCAGGGAAUACCACGUCAGCAGGCCCCCGACCUGGUCUAUGCUGUUGUGUUCACAAACAACCGUCAUGGACCAGAGGUCCGGAGAAGCCGACGAGGCCUAUCACGCCCGGAUGCUGGCCUGGAGUACUGAAACAAAGAGACGGGCGGAUGACGCAGCAACAGGAGCGAAGAAGAAGGUAGAGGACGCCGAGCAGGCACGUCUGCUGGCACUUGAACAACAGCGCCAGCACGACGAGGCACCAGCAAAGGCUGAUGAUGAAGAACGAGUUCAACGGCGAGAGAAGAUAUUUAGCGGAGAGCAAACAUUGCUCACAAUGGCAGCAGAAUGGCGGACCGAGGCCGAGAAUGGCAAGAUGGAGGACAGCGAAAAUAAGAUCGCUGUACUCCUCUCCCAUCUCAUAGACCUCCUGGCGACAUGCAUUACACAGCAGGAGGACAUCCAUAGCCUCGACGACACGCUGACUCAAGUCCACGACCGCCUCCGGCAGCUGGAGCAGCGACCUCUCGCCGCCCCCGAUGCAAGCUCUUCCAACACCUCCGAUUGCCUCGAAGCAUUGGAGAUGGACGUCGGCUCCCUUAAGGACGGCCUACACUACGUCAAAGAACACAAGCACCACGCGUACUUAUACUCCCGGUCAAGGGGCGCGUGCCAAGCAUGGUUGGACAAUCUCUUGUCCAAGUACGCAGUGGUAGCUGCCGACUUGCAGACCAAGAUCAACUGGGAUGAUUUGAAGGCGGUGUGGCACAAGCGGUUCCAAGUAGAGCCGUUGGAGAUUAAGGCAAUGGACAAGCUAAUGGUCUUCGAGCAAGGCACGCUGCCGAGUGUCGACUGGAUUGUCGAGUACGAACGCUUGACAUCAGUCCCAGACAUCCAGAUGGGCUUCAAAGCCAUCCGCCACUAUUUCAUCUCAAGGUCCUGUCUGGCAUUAAGCAAUGCCCUGACUCACGUCGAGGACACCUUGACGACAACGGCGGAACUCUUUGAUAAGGCCGCGCAGAUUAUCAUCACGAACAAGGAGGCUAAGAACCUGCGUUCGUCUGCGUCAAGCCCGAGCAGAGACCAGCAUCGGCCAAGAGUGGUCGUGGUCGCGGCAGCAACGCUGUUUGACCAAACUAGUGAGGCCGUGUCUGCCAAUGAAGGGGACAGACUCGCAGCCGCCCGGGAAAGUGGCCGCCCCGACAAAGGUCGAGGACGCGGCAAGACGAAGACAAACACCGCAUCUAGCCUCGGGCCCGGCGCAGCAGCUCCAGCCCCAUGGCAAGGGCAAACAGGGAAACUGAGCACCGCCGAGAGUGACUCGACGACACUCUCGACGCCUCCGGAACCGGUCUCUUUGCGAGUGACCGGCCUUCAUUCCGAGGCGCAUGCGGAAGUCGGUAGUCCUCCUCUUCUACUUUCUUUUGAGGACUAUGCUGCCCGGCUCGUUCCUACGCUGGGUACUCAAGCUCAAGGACAAGACGUUUGUGCGGCAUCUUCUCCGUCCGGCAGCGGCGACUUAUUGUCUUCAAGUGGUUCUUCACGGGAUUCGGCACGCGAGUUCAACAUAGAGGUAUUGGACCCGCUCACGGAGGACUUUGCAUGGCUUCCUCUCCGGACCACGGGCCGCCUACCGGGACCGCAAUGCGCAGCACUAUGCGCUCAUCUCCACACGUACUUAUCCUUCUAUGCACCACCAACUUCGCCGACGGAUGACGAAGUCGUGGUGGGGGACAUCCUUGCGUAUGUUACCAAGGUGGCCCGCGAGUUUCGCACGCAGCGGUACGAUGACAACAACGCACCGCUCAUGUAUGUCCGCAUCCAGGUUGGGCAAGCCUCCUGCAGCGCUUUGUUGGAUAGCGGCGUGUCUCGCAAUUUCAUGAGUCAAGCCUUUAUGCAAAGGGUUGGCCUUGGCGCACAAGUUCGGAGGAAGGCAAACCCGACGGCGAUCAAGUUGGCGGAUGGAAAGAUGCAGCAACUUCUCGACCGUUACAUCGAGGCCAUACAGGUGUAUUUCGCACCUCAUGCAUGCGAACCGGUGACAUUCGACAUUUUGGACACGGACUUCAACAUCAUUCUGGGAAUGCCUUGGCUUGCAAGUGCGGAUCACACGGUCAACUUCCACUGGCGGACUCUUAGCGUUCGCGACGCCUUCGACGUCAAAGUGGCGUGUAGUAUUCCUCUACCGCACCCUUCGAUUCGGUGCCAAGUGGUGACGGCCAAAUCAUUCCGGGCGACUUGCGCUUACGAGCAGCCCGAGGAGAUCGGCCUAUGUUUCCUAUGGACCGUCGCGGUAGCCGACUCUUCACCCACGGACUUGUCUUCGGACCUCCGGGUGGUGCGGUUGCUGGACGAGUUCACCGACAUCUUCGAGUCACCUACCGGUGUGGUGCCGGAUCGGCUGAUCUCUCACGAGAUCAUUCUCGGCCGACAUUUUGAGUGGGUGGUCAUGCCUUUUGGCCUCACCAACGCCCCGACGACCUUUCAAGCGGCAAUAACCAACGAGUUUCAUGCAAUGUUGGACCGGUUCGUGCUGGUCUACUUAGACGAUAUUCUCUUCUAUAGCCGGAUAUUGGAGGAUCAUCUUGGGCAUCUUCGACGAGUGUUGGAGACGCUCCGCUGCGCCAAGUACAAGGCCAACCGCGACAAGUGCGAAUUUGCCCGGCAAGAGCUGGAAUACUUGGGCCAUUUUGUCACAUCGGAGAGCAUCAGUCCGCUAUCUGACAAGAUUCAAGCCAUCCAAGAGUGGCCGGAGCCUCGGAACGUCACGGAUGUCCGUUCGUUCCUUGGCCUCGCCUGCUACUAUCAACGUUUCAUCAAAGGCUACUGGAAGAUCGCGGCCCACUUGACCACGCUUCAAUGCGAGGAUCGGUCGCUCGACUUCGGAGAGGAGGCGCGGGAAUCAUUUUUGGCUCUCAAAGCCACGCUAUUAUCUGCGGAGGUCUUGCGCAUAUAUGACCCGCUUUUGCCUACGCGCGUCACUACGGAUGCGUUCGGCUAUGGCAUUGGUGCCAUCCUCGAGCAACACGAUGGCGGGGACUGGCACCCGGUCGAGUAUUUCAGCAAGAAAGUGCCGGUCUUGCAUUCCAUUGACGAUGCACGCAAGGAGGAGUUCCUCGCCUUCGUCCACACGCUCAAGCGAUGGUGGCACUUCCUCCUUGGUCGAAGACAAUUCCGAUGGGUAACGGACAACAAUCCGUUGGUCUUUUACAAGACCCAAAACACCGUCAACAGCACCAUCGCUCGAUGGAUGGCUUUCAUCAAGCAGUUCGACUUCUUUCCCGAUCACAUUCCGAGGAAGUCGAACCGUUUUACGGAUGCUCUCUCACGACGUCCGGAUCAUUGUACCGCGGUCUACUCAACCUUCGAGAUCGACGAUGACCUGCGGAACAACUUCACCCGCGGCUACCAAGCCGACCCCGAGUUUCGCGACAAGUACGCGAAUUGCUCCUCUCCUAAUCCGACGGCUUCUCACUUCCGGAUCCAAGAGGGGUACUUGCUUGUCCACACGGGGGGGAAGGACCUUUGCGUACUGAGUGAUCCUCACUUGCGUACACGGAUUCUUGGCGAGUUCCACGAUGCUCCCGCCACCGGACACUUUGGAGUCAAUUGCACGAUUGGCCGACUUCGUGUGCGAUUUUGGUGGCCCGGCCUUCUCGGCGACGUCACACGCUAUUGCGAGUCAUGUGAGGUUUGCCGACGCUGCAAAUUCCGCAACCAUCAUCCGUACGACGAGUUACGACCAUUACCGGUCCCGUUGGGGCGAAGGGAAGCGAUUGCCAUGGACGUUACUGGCCCGUUUCCCAAGCACAAGACCGAAGUGGAUGGGAUUCUCACGGUGGUCGACCGACUCACCAAGUUCGCCAUGUUUUUGCCUUGUCGCUAUCAUGCCAAGGCACCGGAGUUGGCCGAGAAGGACUGGGUUGAGCGGCUGCCGGAUGUCGAGUUGGCCUACAACUCCUCUAUCCACCCGGCUAUCGGGAUGUCGCCUUUCGAGUUCGAGCACGGCUCGCCGGUCACUUCGCCGUUGGACACUAUCGCUCCACGAACAGCCGAGAGUGACGACCAUCUUCUUUUCUUGCGUCGGAUGCAAGAGCUACUUGUCAAGGCACGCGAUCAGAUGGCCAAGACGCAACAACGCAUGAGCCAGCAGGCCAAUCGCCAGCGUCUUCCUUGCCCAUUCCACGCCGGCGAUCUCCUUUGGGUCUCCGCCGCGGAAUUCAGCCUUGAACAAGAUAUCUCUCGCAAGCUCCUCCCGAAAUGGAUGGGGUCUUGGCCAAUCGUAGCACCCGCUAGGGACGCACCUGAGGGACCUUCCUUCACGAUUCAGGUGCCGCCCACUUGCCCGUCUACCCAGUCUUUCAUUGCUCCAAGUUGGCUCUUUACACGCCAACGGAACAUGACGAUUCCCGGGAGACGUUCGCAAGACCCACCCUCUAUGGACGGUUUUCAGGAGGAGGCUCUGUCUGAUAGAGUAGCUGUGGAAUCACAGUUUGGGCACAAGGUGCCGGGAAGUGGGAAAGCUUAGUUCAUGUUAGUAUUUUGGAGUUUGGCAUACGAGUCUUACUUUGGAGGCAGUGAGAAUGACAACCAUGUGUCGCACGAUCUGCAUACCUGAUGGGUUUAUUUUUCCCGUCUUUUAUUUUAUCUCGAGUUCUAAUUUAAUAUGGGCAUUAGGAUGCCUGUUUAUUUAUUGAGUGAUUUUGCUUGUUAAUUUUUAUAGUUGGACGUUGAAGUCAGUGGCAACCGUCAAAGUAAAACCCCUUAACUUCU